ACAAGAGCGACUGCUGCUUCUUCUGAGUUUGUCAGCCCAGCUCCCGAAAAUAGAAGCCGUGUGUCAAUGUGACUGAAAAUACAUUUAUGUCACAGCGUAUCCACGGGAGUCACUGAUACACAGUAUCUAUAUACAGCGAGGGGAACCGCGAAGAAAAAAAGGGCAUUUUACCCAAGGAAGAGAAAGCACCAGGAAGAUCCAAGUAGAAAGAAGUGUUGCAAGAAAAGGAAGAAAUCAUAAAAUUGAGACUUGAGCUGGACAUUUGGGGUCCAGGACUGAGGAUUCUGCUGUAUUGUUUGUCAGAACGUGGUUUGGACACCUCAAGAGAAAGAUUCCGAAAGAACGAAACAGAGUGAGAGAGAAAGACUUGAGAAGAAUAAGUGGAGUACAAUGUGCUAGGGGAGUGAAGGGAGGCAAACUCAGUGUUUUUCUGAUAUUCUCGUGGUGUCAGAGAGACCAAACAGGACGGCAAGGAUGGGACGGAAGAAGAUCCAGAUCACAAGGAUAAUGGACGAAAGGAACCGGCAGGUUACCUUCACAAAGCGAAAGUUUGGCUUGAUGAAGAAAGCUUACGAGCUGAGCGUAUUGUGCGAUUGCGAGAUUGCCCUCAUCAUAUUCAACAGCUCGAACAAACUCUUUCAGUAUGCCAGCACCGACAUGGACAAAGUCCUGCUUAAAUACACAGAGUACAACGAGCCCCAUGAGAGCAGAACCAACUCAGACAUUGUAGAGAAAUUAAGAAACAAAGGCCAUAUUGACUGUGCCAGUCCAGAUCCAGAUGACUGUUUCGGUCACAGUCCCCUCAUGGACGACCGUUUCGGCAAACUAAACGAAGAGAGUGAUUUAAUGUACAAGCGCUGUGGUGCGCUUAACAAGAAAGAACACAGAGGCUGUGAUAGCCCGGAUCCUGACGCCUCAUUUGUCCUCACCCCUCACACAGAAGAAAAAUAUAAAAAAAUUAAUGAGGAGUUUGAUAAUAUGAUGCGAAAUCAUAAAAUCCCUACAGGCCUGCCCCAGCAGAACUUCUCCAUGCAUGUGGCUGUGCCUGUGUCAAACCCCAACGCCAUGUCCUACAACCACGGGGCCUCUUUAGGCAGUCAGAGCCUGUCAGCCGCCGCUGCGUCUCUGAGUGAUGGUGCCAUGCUGUCUCCACCUCAGGGUUCCCUGCACAGAAACGUAGUGUCUGCCGGGCCCCCGCAGAGGCCCCCCAGUACAGGCAGCGCAGGUGUCAUGCUGGGUACCCCAGAGCUCGCAGUGCCAAACGGCGUCAGCUCCAGUCCUGCGGCAGGAAAUGGCUUCGUUAACCCGAGGGGCUCGCCGGGGCUUCUGGGUACACCCAGCGGGAAUGGGCUGGGUAAAGUCAUGCCUGCGAAGUCACCACCACCACCGGGGGGCAACAUGGGCAUCGGAAGCCGCAAGCCAGACUUGAGAGUUGUCAUUCCCCCAUCCAGCAAGGGCAUGAUGCCUCCCCUGUCAGAAGAGGAGGAGAUGGAAUUGAACACUCAGCGGAUAAGCAUCUCCCAGUCCACCCAGUCUCUGGCCACACCGGUGGUCUCUGUUACCACCCCCAGUCUGCCACCCCAAGGCCUGGUCUACUCAGGCAUGCCCACUGGCUACAAUUCUGAAUACUCCCUGAGCAGCGCUGAGCUCUCAUCUCUGCAAGGCUUUGGCUCUCCGGGGCUCUCUAUAGGCUCAAUGUCGGCAUGGCAACAGCAUCAACUGGGCCAGGCAGCUCUCAGCUCGCUGGUAGGUGGCGGUCACUUACCUCAGGGCUCCAAUCUCUCCAUCAACACCAGCCACAACAUCAACAUUAAAUCGGAGCCCAUUUCACCUCCACGUGAACGCGUCACCCCGUCCGGCUUCCAGCAACAGCAACAACAGCAGCAGCAGCAGCAGCAGCCUCCCUCCGGGCGUCUGGACAUGGGCCGCUCACCCGCCGACAGCCUCAGCUCCUCCUGCUCCUCGUACGACGGAAGCGACCGAGAGGAUCACCGGCACGACUUCCACUCUCCGCUCGGCCUGGGGCGACCCCCCGCCGGCGGGGCCGAAGAGAGGGAGAGCCCCACGGUCAAGCGCAUGCGCAUGGACACCUGGGUGACAUAAGGCUGUGUUGAGCUGACCGCCAGUCAGUCACACGCAGGGCUGGGCAGGGGAAAGGGAGAGAGGCGAGACAGCAGGGAGGGUCAUAAUUGUUAUUAUUCUAUUAUUAUUAUUUAACGUCAUUUCACUUUUUUGUAAGUAGGUGGAUGGUGUUUGAAGAUGUCCUUACAUAUCGAAAUUAAGCAACUAAGUAGAGAGAGAAAGAAAAGUCAAGCAGUCAGAAUAAACGGUGUACUCAAAACAGGUGUUUUCAGGUACUUGCAAAUAGGAUUGUUUGAGAGUCCAAGACAAGAGAUUAUUGUAGUCACUGGUGCAGUUUGACACUUGUAGCUGUUUUUUUCGCUGUUGAAUUAGCAAAUUUCAAACAAUCAAAGAAAGUUUAGGGCCGGCUUUCUGUCUAAAGGUUGUUGUCCGCUGGGCUCAUGUAUUAAACAAUCUGUAUCUGCACUUGCCCUUAUGUCACUUAUUAAAUUAUUUAAAGGUCAUUUUAAAUAAAUGGUUAAAUACAUUUUAAAGGACAGUAGAUCGAUUAUUAUGAGGCAGAGCUUGUAUCUGAAUUGAGAUCACGUAUCGCCUCAAUCAAGACAUUAAAUUAUGUGUAAAACAAUGUCUCUAACUUUACCAUACACAUUUUAACCAAUUGCUAAAUUUUCAAUAUAUUACUGACAAACUUUUUUUGGAAGUUUAAGGUAGCCCAGUGGAUUAUAGACUAUAGCUAUUGGAUAUUCAUGCAGCUCCAACAACUCAAUGGUUACGCAAGCCAAAGUCUCUUUGUCAUUUUGUUGUACUGUGGGUUGGAAAUUUUCAGCAUUUCUCUCUCAAUGUUUGUUUCAUAUAUUAGUUCUGUCAUAGUGUGCAUUGUUACAAAUGUUGGAGAAACGAUAAACAUGCAAAGCAGAUCUUGAAACAAUAUCUAAAGCCAUGAACACUUGCUGUUCUGUUUGUAAAUUAAAGAUUUGAGCCAAACAUUUUCUUUUGUUAUGUAUAUAGCAACUUUAAUAUAUAUCACUUUCGGUGUAAGUACGUAUGUAUUGUAUCUUCACCAGAUUUAAGAAAAAAAGUAUAUUUUUGUGGAUUACUGCCAAGUUUACAAGGCGAGAUCCUUAUUAAGUAGAGUAUUCACUGGUUAAUAUUUACUAUUUUGUUAACUAUACUGUACUUUCUUCAAAUCGGACUAUUGUUGGUAAUAAUCAAAAUGGUUUUUUUUGUGUUUUAUUUGGUUUGUUGAGAAGGUUGUUUUUGGGUCGUUUACCCUUUAACGGUGGUGAAUGUCUGUCCAUAAGAAAUUGUAACGAAAGAGCUGUUUUAUUUAAGCUCGACCGUCCUUUUUGGUUUCGUUUUGUAAAACGAUAAUCGCCAUGCUAAGAAAAAUAUGGUUGCUUUUCCUACAACUGUUUUGUGAGGGAUUAGCCUGCAGCUGCUGAAUACACUGCCUACUUUAAAACUCAUUGCAGUUUAGAUGCACUAUUCAGUCAUCUCCACUCAAAGAAACAAUCCCACAGUGUGUAUAGAAAGUCAUCCCUCUUCGAAUGCACAUGUGCUCCCAUAUUGUAAAUACCAUAAGUAACCCCAGUACACAUGCAUACUAUGUACAGAACAUAUUGCCACAUAUUUUGUGAAUUGGUUCAUCUACAGAUUUCCUUAUGUAAGACACCUUGUAAGGCAUCAGACGCAAUGCUCUACAUUGCUGGACAAAAGGGGGCACUGUAGCUCUCUCUGCUGUUGCUAUUUCGCUCUUCGUGCAUAUCCCUCCAAUGCCGGGCUUUUCAUGUAUGACUGUUUGUUUGUGCAGCACAGAUGUCUGGUAUAAGUGGCCUCCAGUUUGCAUCACACCUCACAUCCCCUCAAGUGGGAUUCAGCAGCUGAAAAUGGAAAUGCUAGAAAUUGUAAACAGACUUCACUCAAGAAUGCACAAAAGUUUGUACGUUUAAGUUUGCCAUUGGAUAAAAGGAUGCUUUCCUCUUUAGAUUUGUUAUGUAUUUGGAUCACUUUUAGAUACCUCCCUGUCCUUUUGAGCACCAUAGCAACUGGCAAUAAGCUGAUAUUAAUCUAUGCAGUCCCCGUCCCACACAUAGCCAGGAACACAAAGCAUUCGCAUUGAAAGGAACUAUUGGAAAAAGCAUCUUAUAGUAUCACAUGCCCAUUUGUCAUGAAUCAUGAAUAAAGUGCUCUUUAUUGAGCAGUUGAGAAAUGACUGUUAACCCUUUGUCCCUAAGUGCUUGCGUAUUGAGGUCACAUAUAAAGGCACACUAAAUAUGAAAACGAGCCAUGCAGUCACUGCUUUAGGUAUAGCUUUAGAAUAAACCUCAGAUGUACAAGCUUUGUUGUCUCAGCUGAAUUAAACAACUUGGAAACCCAUUAGAAAGUUUUAUGAUGUCCGUUGAAAAUCAAGUUGUUCACAAUCAAAGCUUUUCAGGGUAGACAAGCAAUAAUGCCAGCUCAGUGCUAUAAAAGCACUGCGGAUGAAAAAACCUGCAGUUUUUUACACUGCAAUGCACACACAUUCACUCAACAUUAGUGCUUGAUUAGGAUUCAGGGAAUUUGUAGAGUUUCUCCACUACAUGCACAUUUAGAGCCUUAUUCCAAAGAGUUGCUGGUGUUCAAAAUCCAAUGUAUCGCUCAUCAUUUCUUAAAUUCAUCCAAACAAGCCUCAUAUCUCUGGAUGAAGUGUAUAGCUUUGUCCACGAGUCCCUAUACAAAUGCGCGGAUGAAAUACAUAAGAAUCUAAAGGGAGGAGGCAGUUCCUAUGGUGCAGAGUGCUGUGUGUGAAACUGUUGAAUGUGAAAGGAAGGGAUAAAGAGAAAACAACAAUUGUGUUGCGUACUUUCUUCACUUUGCUGUGCAAGAGUACACUGCUUUGCUUAUGGCUUUUCUAAAACAGAAUGAUGUAUUUGGUAAUUGUUUGUAGUUUAUAGUUCACUUCAAGAAGCUGUUUGCGGUUUGAUUGCUCGAACCGUUUGGCGGCACAAGCUGGACUUUGUUGCCAUAAAUGAAACGAGAUGUUUCAAAAAGAAAAAAAAGAGACAAAAAAAGAGAGAAACCUUUAAGUUAAUCUGCAUUAUAUUUCCCUUGAAUGUGUUGUUUUAUCUUCAUUAUACAAUUAAUAUUCUAGUGAUCUUUUUAUUGAAUGACUUAAGAUAUUAUGCUAGAGAUUGUUGUACAAAUUUGUAUUCUGCAUUCACUAAAGUACAGUAAAGAUAUUGGCUUUUAUUGUGUAA
Molecule: messenger RNA, 5318 nt
Organism: Triplophysa dalaica
Lineage: Eukaryota; Metazoa; Chordata; Actinopteri; Cypriniformes; Nemacheilidae
Gene: mef2aa
Product: myocyte enhancer factor 2aa
Exons: 13
Coding region: 475-2103 (542 amino acids)
Biological process (GO): positive regulation of transcription by RNA polymerase II; cell differentiation; heart development
Molecular function (GO): RNA polymerase II cis-regulatory region sequence-specific DNA binding; DNA-binding transcription factor activity, RNA polymerase II-specific; histone deacetylase binding
Source: RefSeq, a predicted model, not a curated record